AUGAAUCAAACUAUCCUCAAGAAACUUGCAAAGAUAGUCCCAAGUCCAGAGCCAAUCGACCCUCGGGAAGCUCCUCACAAGGACCGGCCCCUAAUAUUAGACGAUUCACAGCCAAAUGCUCCCGACAGACAUAGGUAUGUCACGGACCUCAAUGUUCAGUAUCACGAGGAAGACGUAAAAGCUGACCUCUUUUUAAUGAAGUACACUCAGGGCCUUCAGCGGCUAGAAAAUCAAGGCUAUGUUGAUAUAACAAGCUUAGCUUUUUGGAAGCCUUCCUCAUUCAAGGCCGGCUACCCAAUUGAAAACGCUCUAGAUGAUAAUCCGUCGACCUUUUGGCAAAGCGACGGCUCUCAACCUCAUACAAUAGACGUACUAUUCAGCAAGCGUGUAGAUAUCAUUCAACUAGCAAUGUAUUUCUCGCUAUUUGUCGACGAAUCAUACACAUCUGAAACGAUCCGUCUUUAUGCAGGUCACAGUCCUUCAGAUGCCACAUAUUACAAAACACUAGAAGUACGAAACGUAAAUGGCUGGGUGAAGUUCACCUUUGAAGACAAUCGUGCUGAUGGAUUGCUAAAAUGCCAAUUUCUACGCAUAGAAGUCGUUACAAACCAUGAAAACGGCAAAGAUACACACUUAAGAGGUAUAAGAAUGUUUGGUCCCGGGGAAUCCCUAGUAAAUGUAGCUGAUGCAGCAAUGUUUGAGGGAUUCCAUAGCAUAGAAUUCCUCUCGCAGUCCAGAAUACGAUGA
Eremothecium sinecaudum is the source of this 747-nucleotide messenger RNA. RefSeq names its product anaphase promoting complex subunit DOC1 (gene DOC1). Gene Ontology annotation, biological process: anaphase-promoting complex-dependent catabolic process; protein K11-linked ubiquitination. NCBI's taxonomy places the organism in Eukaryota, Fungi, Ascomycota, Saccharomycetes, Saccharomycetales, Saccharomycetaceae. Gene Ontology annotation, cellular component: anaphase-promoting complex. The transcript has a single exon. The coding region runs from base 1 to 747 and encodes 248 amino acids. The record is from RefSeq and is a predicted model, not a curated record.